Molecule: messenger RNA, 801 nt
Organism: Sorex araneus (European shrew)
Lineage: Eukaryota; Metazoa; Chordata; Mammalia; Eulipotyphla; Soricidae
Product: peptidyl-prolyl cis-trans isomerase D-like
Exons: 1
Coding region: 1-756 (251 amino acids)
Biological process (GO): protein peptidyl-prolyl isomerization
Molecular function (GO): protein binding; peptidyl-prolyl cis-trans isomerase activity
Source: RefSeq, a predicted model, not a curated record
AUGGCAAACGCAGGCCCCAAUACCAAUGGUUCUCAGUUCUUUAUCACAACAGUUCCAACUCCUCAUUUGGAUGGAAAACAUGUAGUGUUUGGCCAAGUAAUUAAGGGGAUGGGUGUGGCAAAGAUACUGGAAAAUGUGGAAGUGAAAGAUGAAAAACCUGAGAAAUUGUGCGUUAUUGCAGAAUGUGGAGAAUUGAAAGAAGGGGAUGAUUGGGGAAUAGUUCCAAAAGAUGGCUCUGGUGACUGUCAUCCAGAUUUCCCUGAAGAUGCAGAUAUAGAUUUAAAGGAUGUAGAUAAAAUUUUAUUAAUAGCGGAAGACUUAAAAAACAUUGGAAAUACUUUUUUCAAAUCCCAGAACUGGGAGAUGGCUGUUAAAAAAUACACAAAGGUUUUAAGAUACGUGGAGUGUUCGAAGUCUAUCACUGAGGAAGCCCAGGGAGCCAAGUUGCAGCCUGUCGCCUUAAGCUGUGUGCUGAAUAUUGAGGCUUGUAGACUGAAGAUGGCAAAUUGGCAAGGAGCGGUAGACAGUUGUUUGGAGGCUCUUGAAAUAGACCCAUCAAACACCAAAGCACUGUAUCGUAGAGCUCAAGGAUGUCAAGGAUUAAAAGAAUAUGACCAAGCACUGGCUGAUCUUAAGAAAGCUCAGGAGAUAGCACCAGAAGAUAAAGCAAUCCAGGCAGAGUUGCUGAAAGUCAAGCAGAAGAUAAAGGCACAAAAAGAGAAAGAGAAGGCAGCAUAUGCAAAAAUGUUUGCUUAAUAAGUAAUACUUUUGUUUAAAUGAGGGGGUUAUAUAAAGGCAAUA